This is a messenger RNA of Pollicipes pollicipes, 920 nucleotides long. Its product is annotated as DNA repair and recombination protein RAD54B. NCBI's taxonomy places the organism in Eukaryota, Metazoa, Arthropoda, Thecostraca, Pollicipedomorpha, Pollicipedidae. The transcript has 6 exons. Bases 126 to 920 code for a protein of 264 amino acids. The record is from RefSeq and is a predicted model, not a curated record.
GCUACAUAGUAAUUUCUUGUGUUUCAGUCUCCAUAAAAUAAUUAGAAUUGUAAUCUUUGUUCAGUCUGGUGAAGCCCGUCCGCGACGAUUUUUUCAUUUGCCGGAAAGGUCCCUAAGUUAUCCAAAUGAGAAGGUCCUCAGCACCAUCUUUGGGGUCUGUCAACAAAAAGGGGAAGUUUUGCACACCAUUUGCGUGCCAGGCACCCCGUGCUGCAGUGCAGAGUGUUCGUGAUGAAAAGGAAUAUGUGAAAUCUGUGUCAAUAGUCAAAACUAAGAAGCCAGAAGUGCCUUAUGCUGAUGAGACAAAAGCUCAAGCAUCAAGACCGGCAGAAUGCAGGCGACCACUCACAGAGAUCCUCAGCAUUUUGGAUCAUCCUGUCAUGGACCAGACAACAGACAACACCCACAGUCAAGAAAAGUUUCCUGCUGCCCUGUCUUCCAUGACUAUACCAUCACUGCAGCAAGAUGACCAACAGAUAUCUCGGCCAGGGGCAACCAAUUCGCCACAAGUUACAGAUAUAGAGCAGAAAGCUAUGCUGCUCACAGAUCAGACCAAUAUGAGUGAAAAUGACUCAGUCAUAGCAGAAGGAUCAGAUAAACCCAGGUACUUUGACGUCAUAUGGUGCAAGAAGUCGGCCAGAAAGCACAAGAAAUGGGAAGGAGACGCCGUUCUGGAGGUGCACCGCCGGCGCGUGGUCCUGCUGGACACGGAGCGGAAGGUGAUCGGCCAGGGCAGUGGCUACAAGGUGAAGGAGCUGGAGGACCUCUCCGAUGGUGACCUGCUGACCGUCGGCGGCAAGGAGGUCGAGAUCCAGAACUCGGUUCGUGCUGAGGAGUACCUGUCUCGCGCCCACGGCAUCCCUGUCCUUGAAACAGACGUCAAGAUGUCUUACUCCUGCCAAGGCUUUGUGCGUAGAUAG